GACCGUUGAUCCCUUUGAGCCAUUCGAAGUUUCAAACGCAAGUACAGCCGUUAAAACUUAAACCCUAACCCUUCUAUUUAUAUCCUCCCACCCCCAUUCCGACGUUCAUAACGUUUGAUCUUCUUUCAUUGAUUCACAAUGCGUGAAAUUCUUCACAUCCAAGGAGGCCAAUGCGGCAACCAGAUAGGGGCCAAGUUCUGGGAGGUGAUCUGCACCGAGCACGGCAUUGACCCCACCGGGCAGUACCAUGGCGACUCCGAUCUCCAACUUGAAAGGCUCAAUGUCUACUACAACGAGGCCAGUUGCGGCAGGUUCGUUCCCCGUGCCAUUCUCAUGGAUCUUGAACCCGGAACCAUGGACAGCCUCAGAUCGGGCCCCUACGGCCAGAUUUUCCGGCCAGACAACUUCGUCUUCGGCCAGUCGGGGGCUGGAAACAACUGGGCUAAAGGGCAUUACACCGAAGGCGCAGAGUUGAUCGACUCUGUUCUCGAUGUUGUGCGGAAGGAGGCAGAGAACUGUGACUGCUUGCAGGGGUUUCAGGUGUGCCAUUCUCUAGGCGGUGGAACAGGUUCUGGGAUGGGGACACUAUUGAUAUCAAAGAUCAGAGAAGAGUAUCCAGACAGGAUGAUGCUGACUUUCUCAGUUUUCCCCUCUCCCAAAGUCUCUGAUACGGUUGUUGAACCUUACAAUGCAACUUUGUCUGUUCAUCAGCUCGUUGAAAAUGCUGAUGAGUGCAUGGUUCUCGACAACGAAGCUUUAUAUGACAUUUGCUUUCGAACCCUCAAACUCUCAACUCCUAGUUUUGGUGAUCUCAACCAUUUAAUAUCUGCUACUAUGUCUGGGGUGACGUGUUGCUUGAGGUUCCCAGGCCAGCUUAACUCUGAUCUCCGGAAGCUGGCUGUUAACCUCAUUCCAUUCCCUCGCCUUCACUUCUUCAUGGUUGGUUUUGCCCCCCUCACGUCAUGCGGGUCUCAGCAGUAUCGAGCCCUCACGGUUCCCGAACUCUCUCAGCAGAUGUGGGACGCAAAGAACAUGAUGUGUGCAGCUGAUCCUCGACACGGCCGAUAUCUCACAGCUUCAGCUAUGUUCCGAGGAAAAAUGAGCACCAAGGAGGUAGAUGAGCAGAUGCUUAAUGUGCAGAACAAGAACUCUUCCUAUUUUGUAGAGUGGAUUCCCAACAAUGUGAAGUCCACUGUUUGCGAUAUUCCACCCACUGGUCUGAAGAUGGCAUCGACCUUCAUUGGCAACUCAACUUCGAUACAAGAGAUGUUUCGGAGAGUGAGUGAGCAAUUCACAGCCAUGUUUAGGAGGAAGGCUUUCUUGCAUUGGUACACGGGGGAAGGAAUGGAUGAGAUGGAGUUCACGGAAGCUGAGAGUAACAUGAAUGAUCUUGUGUCGGAGUACCAGCAGUAUCAGGAUGCAACGGCAGAUGAGGAGUUAGAUUACGAGGAUGAAGAGGAGGAAUAUCAGGAAUGAUUUUGUGGUGGUAUGCUGGAAAUUGGGAAGUUGCCAAUGGCAAUUCUUGAUUUACCAUGUUGUAAGCUGGCUGUAUAAGCUCAACUUCCAGUUGCUUGUUCUGUAGUAUGAAAAAUGUGUCACUUGCAGAGGGAGAAAAAAAAAAAAGAGUUAUAAAUAGAAGAAUUUCUCUGCAUUUUGCUUGUAGUUGUUCCUUGCUAUUUUAAACAUUUUGCGUAGUGAAAAUAUGCUCUCUUGUUUUCAAACUUGAUCUCUGAUCUGUGGGCUUGAAUUUCAUUUACAGCUCCCUACAAAGUUGGCAGAUUCUUGUUUCUUGUUCUGUAGUAUGAAAAAUGUGUCACUUGCAGAGGGAGAAAAAUAAGAGUUAUAAAUAGAAGAACUUCUCUGCAUUUUGCUUGUAGUUGUUGCUUGCUAUUUUAAACAUUUUGCGUAGUAAAAAUAUGCUCUCUUGUUUUCAAA
Messenger RNA from Malania oleifera, 1935 nucleotides. RefSeq names its product tubulin beta-2 chain-like. The transcript has 3 exons. Gene Ontology annotation, biological process: microtubule cytoskeleton organization; mitotic cell cycle. Lineage: Eukaryota; Viridiplantae; Streptophyta; Magnoliopsida; Santalales; Ximeniaceae. The record is from RefSeq and is a predicted model, not a curated record. Gene Ontology annotation, cellular component: microtubule; cytoplasm. Bases 139 to 1476 code for a protein of 445 amino acids. Gene Ontology annotation, molecular function: GTPase activity; GTP binding; structural constituent of cytoskeleton.